AUGAAUGGUCUUGAUUCCGGACGCGAAUCUAUUUCUGAAUUAACCCCUGUGGUCAACACACAGCCAGAUGGCAAUGAUACCAGCAUAUUAUCUCGCAUACAGCAGGCUCUCGAAAUCGUGCACGGUCCAUACUCAACCAGAGAUUCUAGAAGAGAGGCUUCGGAAUUUUUGGACCAGAUCAAAUCACAUAACGAGGCACCAUGCCAUGGGUUUACCUUAGCGUCCGAUAAGACUCAACAGCCCAUCGUCCGCCACUUCUCUCUAUCACUCAUUGAGCAUGCAAUAAGAUACAGAUGGUUAGAAUAUUCACAAGCAGAAUCUAAGACAUUGCGGGACUGGGUGAUCAAUCUUGCUCAGAAUAUUCAGCAUGAUGAUCAGACAUAUUUACGGAGUAAAAUUGCCCAAUUAUGGAUCGAAGUUGCCAUGAGAAGUUGGGGCACCACUUGGAUGGAUUUAGAUGAAAUACUGUUUAGUUUUUGGGACUCAGCUAGCCUGGUACACAAAGAGUUUGUUCUCUCUACACUCGAAUCUCUUUCAGAAGAGGCUUUCACGAAAGAGGAAGCCACUUGUGUUGUGCGUGGCGAUAUGUUACAAAAGUGUUGUGUCGAAAUAUUCACGCCUGAAAUCGCUCUCAUUGAAGCUUUUUCCAGUCGAGGAAGGCGGACUGUCGUAAGGUUCCGUGACGAAGGCUGGCUCAUACGAAUUGGUGAAUUUCUCGAACAUAUUUUGGAGGGCACUCUCUAUCAAGAUCCACUUGCUCUAAGAUGCUUGAUGAAGUGCCUAUCUAUUUACAAGUCACUUAUGCCGUGGGCUUUAUCUAAAGCUUUGGCUUGCUCCUCAUGUGUCCAUUACCUGAUCAAAACUCUCGCCACACCCAAUAUCAAAAUUCAAAUAGCAUCUAUCGAAGCACUUCAUAGCUGUUUCAACCGCACACAGUUUAGUGAUGAGGAUUUCUUGACAUUGGUCUGCCCAAUACUAACAAGUCAGAAUGUUGAUCUACUCCGUAAACUUUUUGGAUGGUCUGCUGUAGAUCCUCGAGAUAUUGAUGACGAAAAAUAUCUCUUUGCCAAAAAAUUAUCCGAAAUGAUAUCAAAUAUUGGUAAUCUAGUUCAGCAAAAGUUUAGAAUACUUCCGGAAGAAUGCGAUCUACCCAACUUGUUCAACCUUCUUCUCUCUAUAACUCAAAGUCAAAGUUUCUUCAUUUCGAUACCCAUACUACAUACAUGGACUCGAUUAUUACGUUCAGACCAUAUCAGUGAUAUACAGACUUUUGAUUCAGUUAUAGGCCCCUUGCUUGAGCUCGCAAGUUCAAGGCUGAUUCGAUACGAUAUUAUGCCAGAAAACUCCGAAGACCCAUCUAUGAUAUUUCUUCUGGAAGAUGUUGAUACUGUAGCAGAGCGGCAUGCAUUUCUCGGAAAUUAUCGACGAUAUAAUAUUCAGAUAAUUGAACUUAUUGUCCGCCAAAAGCAAUCUGAGGCGAUAUAUCAUCUUUUUAGAAAGGUUGACCAGUCAGUUCAGCAAUUGUUUGAAGCUCAAGCUCCAUUUUGUGUUGAGACGUAUUCCAAAAAUUCCUAUCCAGCUUUACAACUUGACGCUCAGUUCACUAUUAUAGAGGCAACACUAAGAGCUUAUAUGAAAUUGGUAGUAUCCAACAGCUCAAAGUUCCAACAAGGCGAGCAAUCUCGAUCAAACAUGGAAGACUUUAUGGAAGCAUGGUGCGAACGCUUAAUUACCAUGAAUUUUAUGAAGAUUAGUUUCAUGCUAAAAGUUCUUGAACAAAUUCUAAUGAAUAAAGCCGUUGAACAUCAAGGAAACGCUAAGUACACGGAAGCCGUGAAAGAAAUGCAAACAGAUAGCCUAUACGAGCUACAGAGACUAGCUAUUAAUAUGCCAGAUUACUUGCUCGACGUCUACGAGCAACUUGAAGAAAUUAUUAACAAGACAAUCGUAUCGGAAUCCAUAGACUUCAAACGAGAAAUUUCUUUUCGGACUUUCUUAUUUACUAUCAUUCAUCGGAAUACGAAACUAGCCCCUGAAAUUCGCUAUCAAAAGCUCAACACCUUUAUCGAUCCGAUCAAAAAUUCGUGGCAAUGUCGCAGCUUACACCAAGCGCUGAUCUCGUUUGAUAGCUUUUGUGACUAUGUUGGCUUGACCAGGGUGAAGAAAUUCCUUAAUGACAGGAGAGUUCACGAAAUCAAAGACUGGGGCUUAUAUCAGCUGGAUAGUGAAGGCCAUGAUAUACAGCUGGAGUUAGACAAACGAUUGAAGGCUCUUCCGUUACGAGCCACAAAGACUUUCUUGCACUGUGGUACCGACAGGCUGAGCUCAGAUGCCCUUGAGCUUAAAUUUGCCUGCAAGCUAUGGAAAGAUAUCACACCCAUUAUCCUUCCAAGCUUAUUGAGCUUUUUGAGAUAUGCUCACGCUAUCCAGAACCCUAAAAAUUGGAUAGGUCUCUCAUCCGAUAUGACUCCAGCAAUUACACACAUAUUAUCAGAUCGGUUCUGGCAGGCUGGUAUUUCUAGCGGUAGCAAAGAAGAAUUUUAUGCGCGCGUUUCCGAUACUAAAUCUACGCUAGAAGGUCUUGCUUCUACAGUUAGGGGCUCUAUACGUAUUAUUCGAGAGGCUGCUUACGGUAUACUUUACUGUAUAAGCAAAGUCGAUGACAAUUUCUACAGCAUGAGUGACCUUCCAGGACCGCUAGCAGUCUCAUUAUUUGAAGAUGCGCAUUUCUUAUCUUCACAUCAGCUUAUAAACUUACUUCAGGUAGUUCGAGCUAUGAUUGAUGAAUGUCCAGCGGAACACAGAGAGAACUUUGUUCCUAUAAUCCUUUCUUCUUGCUUUACUCAAAUAGAUUUAAAGUGUACAACACAGUGGAAGAAGCUUACUCUUGAACAAAGUUCAUCGACCGUUGGUGAAAACCUCACAGAUGAAAUGAAAGAAGAGAGUCUUCUCCAUGUUUCUAACGAUGAUCUUGAUGCUAAUUCCAAUUCCUUGAACGAAAUUACGAGUCACCCGAAGAGUGUCUCUUGGCCAUCAAUGCGAGAUUUCUGUCUAUCCUCAACGAAGAUUAUCGAACCAGUUCUAAUACUCUUGUCACACGCGAUUACGAUACAUGAUACUCGGAGUUGUGGUAUCGUGUUACGAAUCUUUAGGUCUAUCAUACCAGAGUUUUCAAGGAGUAAACCUAGAGAAAAGGUAACUGACGAUACAGGGUUUCUAUCAUCUAUACGUGAGUUCAUUAGUCGUGAAAUUCUCAUGGCCUGCAUACAGUCUUUAAAUGAACCUUACUUUGUGGAGAUGCAAAAAGAUUUAGCGCAAUGCAUUGUCUCAAUUCUUGUCUGGUACUGUCAAGAAAGUACAACACCACGACAGAUACUUCUCAGUAUUCCUAAUAUUCAGGAAUUGGCUGUUGACCGUUGCCUUCAGCAAAUAAAUCAACCUUCUACGCAACCUAGAACCCAGCGGGAACUGGUUCUAGAGCUUUUUAGUGAGAUUAAAGGUGUGAGGAUUAGCGAACAAGGUCGUAUCAAAUUUCUUGAAACUCCCAUGACAAAAGGAAGGAGCAAAUUGCAACAAGAUUUCACAAGAGAGCAAGCUGGGCAUGGUACAAGAAUAGGAAGCCCUAUACUCGAGGGAUUGACAAGCAUGUUCGAAGAAGGAUAG
This is a messenger RNA of Blumeria graminis f. sp. triticale, 3663 nucleotides long. The record is from the annotation of a GenBank genome assembly. Lineage: Eukaryota; Fungi; Ascomycota; Leotiomycetes; Helotiales; Erysiphaceae.